AUGGGCAUGAAGUUCUCGCCACUGUCGCAGGCAGACAUGAAAGUUAAAGAGAAACAGUGGUAUGAGACAUCAUUGGACUCCCCAACGAAACCUGAAGCACCUCUUCUGAAAAAGAGCUCUAGCUUAAAGCGGACUUCAAGUGUUGGGAACUCGCAGGCUUAUGAAAUCAUGAUCUCCACUGGCCGACACUCUGCCAUGCAAAGUCCUAAUCAAAUUCCACAAAGUCCACCAGUUUUAUCUCCUGGAGCAGUUUCUUUAGAAUCUCCAAAGAACCUUACAGUGAUUGAACAAGGGAAAUGUAUACCAUACAGAGAAGAGACUAAACCUUUUGAAAUGUCUGAUUUUUACAAAUAUUCUACAAAGUUCAGACAAAAUAAUGUUCAAAAAAGUGCCCCAAAUAAUCCAGGGCCAAGUUUAAAUUCAGGGUAUAACAAGUUGCCUAUGGAGUUGCCACAAUAUGCUCAAGACCAUUGGCAUGGACAAACAAAUUGA
Messenger RNA from Spodoptera littoralis (African cotton leafworm), 492 nucleotides. NCBI's taxonomy places the organism in Eukaryota, Metazoa, Arthropoda, Insecta, Lepidoptera, Noctuidae. The record is from the annotation of a GenBank genome assembly.